AUGCGCUCAGAGAUCUUCAGGUUGCGGAAGCAGCUCCAGGAGGGUAACAAAUCUGGAGAGAUUGAGAAGAUGAGUUCCUUGGAAAAAACGUAUUGGAAGCUUAUGGAAGCUCAACAUUCCAGUGAAGCCAAGAAGCGAAUCGAAGAGUUGGAGCAGAAGCUGAUGGAUGCGCAGAAGGAGAUCGCCAUGUUGAAAAGGCAGAAAGGAGGAGCGCCUGGUCCCACUACGCCUGUUCCUACAGAUGACUCAGAAGCCAUCCGUCGACUGAAAGAAGAAUUGGAGGAAGAAAGACGUCGACGGCUGGAACUGGAGGAACUGUUGAAGAAAACCGAGGCAGAGAUGGAUCAAUUGAAAAAGGACAUCGAUGCCGAGAGGAAGAAGUCCUUGGACCUCAGUAAUCAGCUGAAGAAUCUGCCCAAGUCGGACAACAAGAAGGAGACCGUCACUGAGAUCAAGGAGGUUACAGUGCCUGGCGGCUUGAGUGAAGAACAGUUGCGCGAAUUGGAAGAGCUCCGCGCGAAAGCGGAAGAGCUGGAAAAGCUCAAGGCGAAGCUUAAGAAGCGGGAUCAGCAGAUUGCGUCUCUGCAGGAGGACAACGACAAGCUGAAUGAGGAGCAAGUUCGUCUUCUGAAGUUGCUGAAGCAGGUUCGAGAGCAGCUCCGAAUCCUCAUGGAACUGGCUGAGAAGAAGGGCUUGGGUGAUGUCAUCAAGAAACUCUUUGAAGAAGCUGGUUUGGGGAAGACUAUGGCAGAUCCUGACUACACUUGCUUUGAUCGGCUUUACGACGAUGCUCUCAGGCGCAUGGACAAGCAGCGCCGCAUGGAGUGGUACCGCUUGGGGAACACUGGUGAGCCGCCGCCGUCCUUCAAAGCUGUAGCGCCCUACCUGCAUCCCAGCUUGAUUCGCAAAGAGUGCCCCGACGAAUCUCGUGGUCAAGGCGUUUUUACCACCAGGUGCCUCGCCCGUGGAGAGCUGCUAUUGGCAUCGCCUCCCUUGGCAGCAGUGCAAGGAGUCCACCAGGACGCCCUGGCUGACUCAUUAGCCGAUGUGAUCUUGGAACGCUUAGCAGGUGCGGUGGAGGGGUUGUGGUGGAUCUAUGCCGAGGCCAAGUGUCCCGCUGAGGAUAGAGCUGUAGUUCGAAAGUUGCAGAAGCGUGCGCGCAGUGAUGUGCGUGAUGUGCGACAGCAGGUUCUUCGCAUCAUUGCGGUGAAUGCCCACGCAGCCCAGCUGCAGAUUGGGAACAGCUUGGAACUGAGCUGGUGGACCCUGGUCCACUAA
Messenger RNA from Cladocopium goreaui, 1278 nucleotides. The record is from the annotation of a GenBank genome assembly. NCBI's taxonomy places the organism in Eukaryota, Dinophyceae, Suessiales, Symbiodiniaceae.